Molecule: messenger RNA, 1018 nt
Organism: Sphaeroforma arctica JP610
Lineage: Eukaryota; Ichthyosporea; Ichthyophonida
Exons: 1
Coding region: 134-820 (228 amino acids)
Biological process (GO): superoxide metabolic process
Molecular function (GO): metal ion binding
Source: RefSeq, a predicted model, not a curated record
UGACUAUAUAUCUACAAUCAUUGUUUGGAGAAUAUAGGUAAAUACGAGUGUGCGUUUCUAUCACACAAGUCAUUCCACAAAGGUCGAAUGAGAAAAUAUUGAAGCCUUUUAAAGUAUUCAAAUAUUAAAAAAGAUGCGAUACAAUAAUGUUUUACAAACAGUUGUCGCUGCAGGAACCGUAGUCUGCGCUGUGGUUUCAGGCUGUGGUGAUGCUGGGGAUGAUUGUUUAGAAGAAGUAAAUUUGUUCCUUGAUAAUAGUGCCGCGCAAGGGUUCACCGCCUUCCUAUACACGGACACGGAUGUGCAGUGGGUUGUUCAAAUGAAGAUUCUUGAUAUCUAUUCGGGAGUUUACGAUGAUUGCACGACUGAGGAUGGCCAAUUCAUCGAUCUAAAUUGGCAUGUACAUGUCGGAGCAUCAGACAAUGCCCAAGGUGUGGGCGCGGAAUGUGCCGCCGAUGCGGGAUCCCCACCUGUCGGAGGGCAUUAUGAUCCAACAUUUGCUUGCAGUGCCGUCACUGGCGAACUCGAGGCAUGUGCUGCUUUGGGGCGAACGGUUGACAACGACUAUAUGUAUAUGUGCUCCCCUGAAUCGUACGAGACUGAUCCGUACUCUUGCGAGGUUGGAGAUUAUUCUGGAAAGUUCGGCCAACUGCGAUUCGAGGUAGAUGCUGAAACUGAGUCAGCGGAAGUAGACGCGUCGGGUUCAGAUCGAUACGGUCCAAAUCUUGAGCUCAUCAACGGUAGAUCGGUUGUAUUCCACUGCGGCUCGCCUCGUGUAGUUUGUGGCAAUCUGGCGCCAGCAAAUGAUAAUGAUGAAUGAGGUGGUUUUCGUACUAUUAAUGGCAACUGCAGAAGGCGACUAAAUCGAAAGCAUUUAUAAUCCCAUUGGGUUAGGUUCCACCGCUUGUUCGUACGUCAAAAGUUGCAAUUUUUAUAUGGUAUCGUUCUCAAGAGAUAAUUGGCUAGAAAUAGUUAUGGACGAAAGGCUAGCUUCAUUAAAUAUAUAUUUAGUCUCUCA